Messenger RNA from Aspergillus nomiae NRRL 13137, 1350 nucleotides. RefSeq lists its product as uncharacterized. Bases 1 to 1350 code for a protein of 449 amino acids. The transcript is spliced from 2 exons. The record is from RefSeq and is a predicted model, not a curated record. Lineage: Eukaryota; Fungi; Ascomycota; Eurotiomycetes; Eurotiales; Aspergillaceae.
AUGGCAAAUUCACAAGAGCGCCUGGAUGCCCCAGAUGGAUCCGCAUUGACCUGGAUCUUUGACCACUGUCUUCGUUACCCUGGUUCUUACGAACUUCCAUUACGCACUAUGUAUGCAUUGAACUGCAACUCCACGAGACAGUCGCCACCCGCCAACUGUGCUCCCGAGACAGCUUUCUGCGAGCGCCCGUCCCACUCUCCAAAGUCUUCUGUAUCGUCCCAGGAUGCUCCUUUGGAUCGUGCUGCCGAUUUUAGGGCACUGCUCACCCACCAAAUCUCUCGAUUGCCGUCACAGCCAUGCUCUCUGCCUCCCAGCUUUGUGACCUCCUUUCUGCGUCGCUGCUUCACUCCGGAGUUAGGUGACGUUGACUUUCCUCAGGCGUUGACCGGCCUUGAUUAUCUCAGGGAUCUGGAGAUUCGUCGAAGGAAGGAAGUGAAAGCGGCCUUGGACCGUCUGCAGGUCAAGCCGGACGAUCUUAAGGAGAAAGAGGAGCUUGGAAAGAAAUGGCCCAAUGUCUUGACCUGGAUCGAGUCCAACUGCGCCAAGAACCGCACGGCCGAGGCACUCUAUACCCAGGUCUACAUUGGCCUACGCCGCUGGACCCUGAUCAAUGAGAUGCUGCUCGAACCACACAACAAGGCCAACUGUAUCGCCAUGCUUAACACUCUGUUUCCACCUGUCACAGAUGCAACCGUCAACCCUACACCACAGUUGACUGCCAAGAUUCUCAAGUCUCAACGGGAUGGCUUCUUCCGGUACAUCGCAGCCUUCGAUAAGCCCAAUGGAAAAGAGAUCCUCCAAAGGGUCAUCACUCAGGGCGCACCGGAGGGAGAGGAGACGGGAUGGCCACUGGUGCGAGACGCUUUGGAUAGGUACCUUCGGCUUACCAACGAAAUUAUUGACGACUGUGCCAUGGUCAAUGACCAGACCAGUCUCGAGGUGACUGUGGAAGCGGAGUCUCAGCCCCGUCGGAAGGUGGAUUCAGGCAUCAGCUUUGGCUCGGCGGAUAAGUUCCACGCCCCAUCUGUUCACAGCAGCAAUGGCUCCGACGACAUCAUGGACAAACCCUUGCCACCGGCCCCGAAAGAAUCUCAUCAGAAGACUGGUGGAUCCGCAUUAGAGCGGCUAACACGAGAAUUGCGAAAACUCAGCGACGCCGGAAAGGUCAAGAGCCUCAAGAAAAUGAAGUCCUCGAGCGCUCUCGCUAUGCGACCAGAUAAUAUUCCCAGCCACACUCCUGAUAACUCAUCUUUCUUCGAGAUCGAUGACCAGAAACGAAAGCGUCUGAUUUGGGAGGCUACCAGCCGCAAAAGGACUCAUAGUAAACAGCCCAGCAAUGGCUCACAUUGA